Molecule: messenger RNA, 2883 nt
Organism: Quercus robur (English oak)
Lineage: Eukaryota; Viridiplantae; Streptophyta; Magnoliopsida; Fagales; Fagaceae
Product: probable myosin-binding protein 5
Exons: 4
Coding region: 548-2410 (620 amino acids)
Molecular function (GO): myosin binding
Source: RefSeq, a predicted model, not a curated record
UUUAUUAGUUGAGAUAUAACUAAAACACAUAAGCUUGUCAACUUAUGGAAACACAUUAAUCUAUAUAACUCUCACAUCUAACCCACCUUUCCCACCAAAUAUCUACUGGCCCCAGAUUCAAGUGCCAGAUAUGUGGGCAACGGGACAUGCAAAAAGUUUCCAUGAAAUAAUGUGGAUUGACUGUUAUUUGGUUGGUUGGAAAGUGCAUGAUAGACCGUUAUUUCAGCUACAUGAUCUGCCUAACAACCUUGAUAACUUUGUCUAUUUAUAGACCAAUGAAAUGCACCACCCAAAUUUAGAAAUCUUUGCUUUGAAACAUCAAAAUCUCCUUCCUCAGACAUAAAAUCUCACAAACAAAAAAGGUCAUGAUCUCGGUUCGGUUCAUCCCUCCAAGGUCAUGAUCUUUCAUCUCACCAACCUGUAGGCACUUGAUUUCAUUUCAUUUUAGACCCAUUUCAAUUUCAACAAUAUAGAUUAAAAAAGAAAGAAAGAAAGAAAAGAUAAACAUUAUUGUCAGUAUAAUUUCAUUUCUGUGUGUUUGGAUCCAAUGGCGAAGCGGUCAUUUACACGUUUUGUCGAACAAGAGCUGGGAAAAUUCCCACACUUCGUGGUCUGUGCUGUGCUCGAAUGGGUGUUAAUAGUUCUGCUAUUCAUUUAUGGAUUUCUUGUAUUUGUUGCAAAUGAAUUCGCCAAGCACUUUGAAUUGCCAAUGCCUUGCUUGCUUUGCACGAGAAUCGAUCAUCUGCUUGUGAAUAGAAAACCUGAUUCAUACUACAACGAUUCAAUAUGUGAAGGUCACAAGAAGGAGCUUUCAUAUUUGGCAUAUUGCCACGACCACAACAGACUGUCUGAUAUAAGAAAGAUGUGUGAAGGGUGCCUUUUUUCAUUUGCAACUGGGCAGCAAUCUGAUCGCGAUACGUAUAAGUCUCUAGUUGGGAUUUUGCAUAAGGAUCUUGAGGGCUUUGUUGAGGAUAUUAACCCAAUUCAUCUCAAUUUGCCUGCAGUAAAGGAGGAUGAUACUUUGGAGGUUGAGAAGAAUAGCAUUAAUCGUUGCUCUUGUUGUGGUGAGCCAUUGAAGGAGAAAUCAUCGUAUUCAAAAGGAAAAGGUGCUGGUGCAUAUUCACAAGCUCCUGCUCCUUCACCUCGAGCAUCGUUUGUGACAUUGAGAAAUGAGGAAUCUCGCAAUUUGGAUUUGCCUCACAUCCGAUACAAAGAACUCAAAUUUAUGUCUGGCAAUGACUCAGCUUCGGAGGAUGAGGAUGGCCUUAGUGCAACUAAUUCUGAUAUUCUAUUUCCAGUUAGGGAAGAUGUCAAAGCUGCUACGGUGCCAUUAUUGACAGAAACUGUGGAUUUGAAUGAUGAUGCCUCAAAGACUCCUAACUUUGAUAGAGGGAACAAGUUUUUUGGGAUCUCGCUAACAGAUUCACCUAUUAAUAGUCCUAGGUGGGCUCCUAAGAUUACAAGGAAAUCGUCACUUUCAAAAUUAGCAUUUGCUUCGGAGUCUGUUGAGGGGAAACUGCCAAAUGAAGCUGAAAGUGAUUCCAUUUUGCAUUAUUUGACGAAACAGGUUCACUUGGAUCGCAAAUCACUGGUGGCUUUGUACAUGGAACUGGAUGAAGAAAGAAAUGCUUCAGCUGUUGCAGCUAACAAUGCAAUGGCCAUGAUUACCCGGUUACAAGCAGAAAAGGCAGCUGUUCAGAUGGAAGCCUUGCAGUAUCAGAGAAUGAUGGAGGAGCAGGCAGAGUAUGAAGAAGAAGCCCUAGGAUUAACAAAUGAGUUGCUUACCAAGAGAGAGGAAGAGAUCAGGAUUUUAGAGGCCGAACUUGAGGCAUAUAGACAAAAAUAUGGAUGUUUAAGUGAAGAUGAUUUCAGGCGAAGUGAAAUUGAGGCUGCUGAGGAUUACCGAGAGGAUACAUCUUACUCACCUGAUGGUGCAAAAUCUGAAAGUGACAGCUUUAAUGUUGGUGUCAAUGAAGGGGAUAUUAAUGGAGAAAAUAGGCACAAUAAUUAUCUAGCCUUGUCAACUCAGGAGGCAAAUGGAGGGGGUACCCUAAAUGCAGUAUUGAAAGAUUUUAAAGCGGAGAGAACCAAUUCUCUGGGACGGUUAAAAAAACCAGACAGGAUAAAGCACUUGUCAUCAGAAAGAAUUCAUUUGUCACAGUCUGGCAGUGAUGGAAUUGAGCAUACAAAUGAUAAGACAGGAAAGCAAAGGAAAUCUACCCUAACAAGAGAAUUAUCUCUUCUUAGUAACAGGGUGAAGGCCCUUAAAGCGGAUGGUGGAUUCAUAGAGAAUGCUGCUCAGAAACUUGGAAAAGAGAGUGAAGGAACAAAACUUUUGACAGAGAUUUAUCAAAAUCUGCGGAAGCUUCGUCAGAUUGUGAUAAUGCCCCCUGAGGAGAAUGAUGCAUGAUUGUCAUCGUAAUCUUUUUUAUGGUGAAAGCAUUGACAUUGCACUGUCAUUGGUGUCACCAGCAAUUUUUCACCUGAAUGCAAUCUACAGCUUUGAUCUAGUGGGAAUCAACUUGAUUGGGUUGGCAGAAAAUGGUUGCCGUGCUUUAAGGUUAUAUAUCAUGCACCACCUGGAAAUCAAAUGAUGAAACUAUAAUCAGCUGUAAAUUAUGUUGACUAAUCCAAUUAGGAGAGACAAAGAUCUUCAUAGCUGAUGAGUGAAUCCCAAAAUGAUGAGAGCUUGAGCGCUUUCUGAACCUACAUAAAAUUUGAAUCGCUCAAAUUAUAAUUGUUUCUUCCAUCAGAGUUGUUGCUUCAUGUAAGGAUCCAAAUCUUUUGGUUUAGGGUAAAUGUUUUCAUUAGGAACGGGACUAAUGCUUAAUGUUAUCUUGCAACAUCGUUAUGGACUAUUAAUGCUUUUGAACAUUUUGCUCA